Cannabis sativa is the source of this 2705-nucleotide messenger RNA. RefSeq names its product G-type lectin S-receptor-like serine/threonine-protein kinase LECRK2. Bases 143 to 2551 code for a protein of 802 amino acids. NCBI's taxonomy places the organism in Eukaryota, Viridiplantae, Streptophyta, Magnoliopsida, Rosales, Cannabaceae. Gene Ontology annotation, biological process: protein phosphorylation. Gene Ontology annotation, molecular function: ATP binding; protein serine/threonine kinase activity. The record is from RefSeq and is a predicted model, not a curated record. The transcript has a single exon.
UCAACCAAAACAAAAAUCUAAACAUGUUAGGUGAAUUCUAACUCUGACUUUGGAAACAUUAAAACAUGUUCAUAACAAGUCCAUUUGAUCAUACAUACAUAGAACUAACUAAUUUCUUCAGAAACUUAAGUUUGAGAAAACCAUGGCUAUAUCACCAACACAACAAUAUAUUAUCUACAUCUUUCUUCUUCUCAUGAUGUUGCUAUGUUCCUCCACUGCCCAAACUCAAAAAAACAUAUCUUUAAGCUCAUUUCUUACUGCAACUAAUAAGGACUUAUUUUGGGAAUCAUCAUCUGGUGAUUUUGCUUUUGGUUUCCAGAAAAUUGGAAAAGGUGGUUUCUUACUAGCCAUUUGGUUCAAUAAAAUACCCGAGAGAACUAUUGUCUGGUCAGCCAACAGGGAUAAUCUUGUGGAAGAAGGAUCGAAAAUCGAGUUGACACAACUUGGGCUUGUUCUCAAAGACCCCAAAGGUAAUCAGAUUUGGAGUUCUGGUACUUCAGGAACUGAUCUUGCUUAUGGGGCCAUGCUUGAGACAGGAAACUUUGUCUUGGCAAACAACAACUCUGUCAAUUUGUGGGAGAGUUUUACUAAGCCAACAGACACAUUGUUGGUGGGGCAAACUUUGAGUCAAAAAAUGAAGCUUGUUGCUCGCUAUUCGGAAACAAAUUAUUCAAGUGGAAGAUACCAUUUUAUACUACAGUCAGAUGGAAAUUUAGUACUUUACACAAGAACUUUCCCACUUGACACUCAAAAUUUCCCUUAUUGGUCUAGCAACACUAUAAACAGUGGCUUUCAACUCAUCUUCAAUCAAUCAGGCUAUAUAUACCUUGAAGCAAAGAAUGGUACCAUACUAAACAUGUUAUCAUCAAAUGGUAAUGAAGCACAAAAUUUCUACCAAAGGGCAAUUCUUGAAUAUGAUGGUGUUUUUAGGCAAUAUGUGUACCCAAAAGAGAAUGGUGGAAACUCUAGUGGGUGGAAUAUGGCAUGGACUCAAUCAUCAACUUCCAUACCUUCCAAUAAAUGUUUGAGAAUUCAAGAAGAAAGAGGAAGUGGAGCUUGUGGUUACAACAGCUAUUGUGUGCUAGGAAUUGAUCAGAGACCACAUUGUCAUUGCCCAAAUGGUUACACUUUCAUUGAUCCAAAUGAUGAGAUGAAAGGCUGCAAACAGACAUUUGAAGCUCAAAGUUGUGAUGAAGGCUCGGGAGAUGCUGAUAAUUUUGAUUUUAUUAGCAUGGAGAACACAGAUUGGGUUGAGAGUGAUUAUGAGAAAUUUCAAACGGUGAAUGAGGACUUCUGUAGGAAGGCUUGCCUUGCUGAUUGUUUUUGUGUUCUUGCUUUUUUUAGAGAUGGUGAGUGUUGGAAGAAGGGACACCCUUUAUCAAAUGGGAGGAUAGAUUCCACUCUUGGUGGGAAAUCUCUAAUUAAAAUAAGAAAAGACAAUUCAACUUUGAAGACAGGAGGCAGACAUUCGAAUAAGAAAGAUCAAUCUACACUAGUACUUAUUGGAUCAAUACUUUUAAGCAGCUCAGUUUUUGUGAAUGUCCUUUUACUUGUAGCAGCCAUCUUAUUUUUCUAUCGGUUUCGCCAUAAAGCAAGGGUGAGUAAGCUAGAUCAAUUCAUACCGGGAAUCAAUUUGCAUACUUUCACUUAUGCAAAACUAGAAAAGGCCACCAAUGGUUUCAAGGAGCUACUAGGAAAGGGUGCUUUUGCCAGUGUCUUCAAAGGGGUUAUUUCAUUUGAUGACAAGCAAUGUUUGGUUGCUGUCAAGAAGUUGGAGCACAUGGUGAAAGAAAAUGACCAAGAAUUCAAGGCGGAAGUAACUGCUAUUGGUCGUACGAAUCAUAAGAAUUUGGUGCAGCUAAUUGGGUUCUGUAAUGAGGGGCAGCACCGGCUUCUUAUCUACGAAUAUAUGAGUAAUGGAUCACUAGCAAGCUUUCUUUUUGGAUCAUCAAAUAAGCCAAAAUGGCACCAAAGAAUGAACAUUGCAUUGGGGAUUGCAAGAGGGCUAUUUUACUUGCAUGAAGAAUGCAGCACCCAAAUCCUACAUUGUGAUAUCAAGCCUCAAAACAUCUUACUAGAUGACUCUUACACGGCAAGGAUUUCUGAUUUCGGUCUAGCCAAGAUGUUGAAGACCGACCAGACUCGAACCACUACUGGUAUAAGAGGAACCAAAGGAUAUGUAGCACCCGAAUGGUUUAGAAAUAUGCCUGUAACAGUCAAGGUGGAUGUAUACAGCUAUGGAAUCUUGUUGUUAGAGCUCAUUUGCUGCAGAAAGAAUGUUGAAGAAUAUGCAGAGGAUGAUGCCCAGAUGAUAUUGGCUGACUGGGCAUAUGAUUGCUAUGCAGGUGGGAAACUCGAUUUUCUAGUUGAGAAUGAUGAUGAAGCAUCACAAGACCUGAAAAGGGUGGAGAAAUAUGUGAUGGUUGCAUUAUGGUGUAUCCAAGAGGACCCUUCACUGAGACCCACAAUGAAGAAAGUUAUUCUCAUGCUUGAAGGAACUAUUGAAGUUUCAAUUCCUCCUGACCCAACCUCAUUCAUCAGUUCAAUAUAGUUCCAUUCCCACAUUUGUGUACAAUUAUAUGGUUUGUUAUGUAAUCAGUCUUAGUGUAGGCUUAAUGGUAUUACAUGUAUCAAUUAAACACUUGGUGUACAAUGCAAUGUAGGUUCUCAAUAUCCAAAUACAAUAGUUGAUAAAUUCAUCAUCA